Messenger RNA from Ogataea polymorpha, 1878 nucleotides. RefSeq lists its product as uncharacterized. Bases 1 to 867 code for a protein of 288 amino acids. The record is from RefSeq and is a predicted model, not a curated record. The transcript has a single exon. Lineage: Eukaryota; Fungi; Ascomycota; Pichiomycetes; Pichiales; Pichiaceae.
AUGCCUCUGAUUGUGUUUGCAGGCUACCCUUCGUGCGGCAAGACUACAUGGGCACUCAAGCUGAAAAAUCAGCUGGAGGAAAAGAUUGCUAGUCUGCAAAAAGGAGAACCGGGGGCAAAUUAUAAGGUGGUUCUGCACAACGACCAGAAUCUAGGAAUUCAGCGUGACGCAUACACCGACUCCACCAAAGAGAAGGCUGCGCGGUCGGCCCAGAUCUCUGCGGUUAAGAGAGACAUCUCGAAGUCCACCAUAGUUAUUCUGGACUCAAUGGCUUACAUUAAAGGUUUCAGAUACCAACUACACUGCGAAAGCAAAGCGUUGAGCACACCGCACUGUGUGAUCCAGGUUAUCACGCCCUUAGAGAAGUGUCUAGAGUGGAACAGAAAUAGAGAAGCGAGAGACAGAUGGGACGAGAAGGUGAUGCAAGAGCUGGUGCUGCGGUACGAGGAGCCAGAUGGACAGAACAAAUGGGAUUCUCCGCUGAUCCCUAUUGGCUAUGACGACCCAGAGCUACCGUUUGACGACAUAUGGGCUGCAAUCGUGCUGAGAAAAGGUCCUCGGCCUAACCAGUCCACGGUGACGAAACCAGCGAUAGAAAUCAAUUUUCUUCAGGAACUAGACCGGGUGACUGCGCGGGUGGUCCAAGAAGUGAUCCAGUACCAGGAGAUGAACGGAAUAGGGGGAGUAGUGCGGGUGAAUGUUGAAGGCGGAGAGUGCGUGGUAGAGAUGCCCACGCACGCAGUUUCGAUAGCACAGCUGCAACGUUUCAGAAGAGCCUACGUGGGGCUAAACAGAAUGAGAAACGUGGGAGUCGACAGAAUCGGCGUGCUUUUUGGCGAGUACCUUACCAGAGCAAUGAACCAGUGAGGCGGCUAUCUCAGUCAUUCUAUUCGAUUAUCUUAUAUAGUUUCAGCUCCGAAUAAAGUCGAACUUGGCGAUCACGUCGUCUGUUACGUUUUUCUUCGAGUCUGGGUCCAACGAGAACACAGUGAUGGCAGAAGCACAGCUCUUGACGACUUCAAACUCAGCAGGCAGAGAGCAGUCACCAGCAGAACACACGGCAAGCGCAUUGUCAUACAAAUAAAGUUCCUCCACAAGAUUGGUCUCCUCGUUGACUCGGGCACCGUAGACGGAAAAGCCCGGGCCUGUUUGUCUGGAGUGAUAGAAAACUGGGUCCAAACAGUCAGAGCCAACGUCGGAACCGGCUUUUGCAAAAUUGACGUUCAGUCCGGUGGAAAGAGGAAGCAGUCUUUGGUUGUCACCCUGCUUCUCAAACAAUGAAUUGAGUAGCUCGACAGACUUCCUGGAGUAGAUGUUGGCAGACUGGUUUGGAUCGUCGUUGAGGUUGUCCUUGAAGAAUGAAUUGUUGGAGUUUGCUCCGGAGAGUGCAAUGGCAGAGUACCCGCGCUCAGUGGCGUAGUAGGCGGCGCCGAUGGUUCCCGAAAUAACAAAGUCUCUUUCUCCGAGGUUGUUUCCUUCGUUGGGACCGCCCACAACAACGUCGACGGUCAUGUUGUUGAAAUAGGUGGGAAGAAUGUAGUCCAGGGCCACCGCCACGCAAGCUGCAGGGGUGCCGUUGUAGUACCACACGUUCAGAUCGUCCUCCUCGUGGCCCCACGAAGGAGAGCCCGCUGGUGGAUAGCCAAACUCAGCGUCCGUCUCGAGUGUGUUAGAGGCUGCAAGCUGGAACUUCCCACCGUUGCCGGACAUCUGCACGGCAGGUGCCACCAUGACGACAUCAUGACCAGCGGCCUUGAGGUCUCUGUAGAAAGCUCUGAUAUUAGUAGCAGCCCAACCGUCGUCGUUGGUCAGGAGAAUGUUCUUUGCAGAGCUAGCAACCAGGGAGGUUGCGAUGGCGAGUAGAGAAGUGAGUUUCAU